UUGACCUUCAACUCUACUGCACAACUACAAUCACCGCAUUUUACAUUUGUCAUUCUUGGUCUGCUUUCUUUGACGAAUAAGCCACCUCUCGCUCUUGAGGUAAUGCUUGCUACGUUCAUUCCCAGCAUUACUCUCCAAUUCUCGGUGCACCAUCGACCCCGCCACACCCACCUGUCCUUACAAAGAUUCGAGAAAUAGAGAGAACCUUGUCAAGAACGCAGACAUAUUGCCGCCGUGAGCUCCAUAGCGACUGAAAAUAUCAAUAAGCAUACGGAUCGAUUUCUAGGAUCAAGCCACCCAACUUCUUGGUAACAGAUUCCAUCAAGUCAGCCUGGCAUCAUGGCCUCACAGGUUUAUGUUCUGGAUUCUUCAGCUCGCAGAGCCGCAAUCAAAGUUACGCCUGGGAAAUAUUUGUCGGACGUACUGGAGGAAGCAUGCGCCAAACUUGGCUACAAGGCCAGCAACUACGGUCUUAAGCACAAUAAUAAACCCGUCGACCUCUCAUUACCCUUCCGUUCGUCAAACCUAUCCCCUGGGGCCAAGCUCGAGCUCAUUCUCGCAUCCCGGUCACCCUCCGUCGUUUCAGUAGCCCUCCAGUUACCACAGUCCCUGGCAUCUUCCGCACCCAAUGGCCGGUUGGUGGACAAAUUUCCCAGCAAUACAACCUUGUGGCUUAUUCUACGACAAUUCGAGUCCAGUGGAGAAGCAAAUCUAAAUUUUACAGGUCGUGGGGUUACACAAGUGGAGAAUGGUGCGUCGAGGGCUGGCCGAAUCUUUUAUGAGAUGCCUGUUCUGAAUAUUGUUGGGAGAGAAUUGUCGACUUUUGAGGAUUUGCAGAAGACACUCGCGCAACUUGGCCUCAAUAACGGAAGCACGCUUAUUAGACUUGAUUUCAAGAAGACGGAUCGACCACUCGAACAAGCUAUAGCUGAAAUUGGGCAAUAUUUCAAGGAGGAAGAAAUAUCACAAGUAUCAGACAAAGCAGAGUCUAGCAAUGCUGCUCUGAAGGAGGUAGAUACAAUUACGGAGGCAAUUGCCAGACUGCCCUCGACAGAGCCUAAUGCAUCUGAAGAUGUCGACACUACCUCCGUCGACGCUUCAGAAGGAACAACAGCAGACCCCACGCCGUAUCCAGAGACUGUAGGAGAUGCUCCAUUACCAGCUCCAGUCACUCCGUCGAAGCGUCCAGCUCCAGAAAUCAGAGAAGAGCCAGUCUUGGGUCCUGACCAACGACCAAUAUCUGUCUUCUCCCCUCCAUCCAACGAUACCCCGAAAGCAGCUCUGGUACCUCACAACGAAGAAGACUUUGAACCAACGGUUGCCCAUGCAAAACUUCACCAAAGCCGUCUUUUGAACAACACUCAAAACAAGCGAUUGUUGUCUGACGCCGAGACUGAGCAACAGGAGGCGGACAAAGUUGCUAAGCUGGCCAAUACCAAAGAAGUGUCAAUUAAGGUCCGAUUUCCCGACCAGUCGACUAUAAUUUCGGCCUUCAAUGCCCAAGAGACAUGUUCAAAUCUCUACACCUUUGUCAAAGGGGUCAUUGUUGCCGAAGACCAGCCCUUCAAACUUGUUUGGACCAGCAAAGGAUCCCAAACGAUUCCCAAAGAUGAGAAAAAGAAGUUGAUCAAAGACUUGGGCUUCGAGGGAAGAAUGCUGAUCAAUUUUGUUUGGGAAGAUGCAGCUAGUGAGGGUGCUAGAAAGGCACCUAUCCUCAAGCCACAGUAUGUUCUGAGUGCAAAGGAAGUGCACGUUCCAGAACCUCCUCCAGCGCCAAAGGAACAGGAUGAGAAGCCUAUCGAUAAAAAGGCUAAGGGAAAGGAGACCGAUGGCAGUGGAGAAGGGAAGCCCAAAGGUAUACCUAAGUGGCUUCAAAAACUCUCGAAGAAAUAAGUGAACGGCUUUGAUGAGGCACGAAGUUAUGAAGUAGAGAUGUUUGAGAAUAAAGCUUCUUUCGUAAGCAUUCCUCGGGACCAUAGCGAGGAGUUUCGGCUUUUCGGUGUUACCGAUGUUAGAUCAGACCUCACAGCACUUGAAAUGAAUAGACGAAUUCAGAC
Messenger RNA from Hyaloscypha bicolor E, 2057 nucleotides. RefSeq lists its product as uncharacterized. Gene Ontology annotation, molecular function: protein binding. The record is from RefSeq and is a predicted model, not a curated record. The coding region runs from base 340 to 1893 and encodes 517 amino acids. Lineage: Eukaryota; Fungi; Ascomycota; Leotiomycetes; Helotiales; Hyaloscyphaceae. The transcript has 2 exons.